Molecule: messenger RNA, 954 nt
Organism: Vigna angularis (adzuki bean)
Lineage: Eukaryota; Viridiplantae; Streptophyta; Magnoliopsida; Fabales; Fabaceae
Product: myb family transcription factor PHL5
Exons: 7
Coding region: 1-765 (254 amino acids)
Molecular function (GO): DNA binding; DNA-binding transcription factor activity
Source: RefSeq, a predicted model, not a curated record
AUGUAUCAUUCUCCGCAGGAGUUGAACGGAGUUCAUAACAGUGUGGCCAACGUUGGAGGCGCAGAAAACAACAGCUUCAACUUCCAACAUCAUGAGCAACAUCUGUUUGAUGUCCCCGUUUCAUGUUUGAACUUCGAUUCGCAAAAUUUUCUGUGCCAGUCUUCUGGAGACCACUCGCCUCCACUGUUCGGAAGUGUUGUUGAUUCCUUCUUAUUCAGCGAUGAAGACACGUUCUGUGAAACGUAUAAUGUUUACGAGCAUUUCAGAAACGAGAAAAAUAACAUCUUGGAGGGUGGUGCUUCUGCCCCAGUUAAUGGGGUUGAGGUUGUUUCUGCCACUUCUGGAAACUCAGCUUCUAGCAUGGUUCCAACGAGGAAAAAAGGAAUAAAAUGGACCAAAGAUUUGCAUCAACAGUUCGUAGCAGCUGUUAACAAUCUUGGUGGUGCUCAAAAAGCAACGCCCAAGGCAGUGCUAAAGAUGAUGAAUUCAAAGUCCCUGACAAUUUUUCAUGUUAAAAGCCACUUGCAGAAAUAUCGAUCCACUAUGUACGUGAAGAACACUUCCAGAGAAGGGCACGAAGAAAGUCAUGGCAGAGACAUGGUGACUGAACUUCAGCAGAAAAUAUGUAUGCAAAUUGAGGAGUCAAGAAAACUGCAACUUGAGAUUGGGAGGGGUAUUCAAGAACAAUUAGAGCUGCAACGAAAUCUGCAAAUGCUAGUCCAAGAACAAAAGAAACAGGUCAACGAUGCAAACAAAGCAAAUUGAAGAUCAUCGUUAAAGUUAAUAUCAGCAUUUAAGGUUCUGAAAUUUUGUAUCUUUCACGACAUCACAUGUUAAAUUUAAAUCACUUUUCUUUUCGGAAAAACUCUCCGAUUUUUUGUCAUGCCAUCAACCUUAAAGUGUAAUGUGUCAACAUAUUGAAGCAAAGGUGUUCUCGUGUGGGCUUCAUUUUUA